Messenger RNA from Trifolium pratense (red clover), 2084 nucleotides. RefSeq names its product pentatricopeptide repeat-containing protein At1g02370, mitochondrial-like. The coding region runs from base 203 to 1645 and encodes 480 amino acids. NCBI's taxonomy places the organism in Eukaryota, Viridiplantae, Streptophyta, Magnoliopsida, Fabales, Fabaceae. Gene Ontology annotation, molecular function: protein binding. The record is from RefSeq and is a predicted model, not a curated record. Gene Ontology annotation, cellular component: mitochondrion. The transcript has 2 exons.
CUAAACUAACUAUUACUAACAACGCUUCACUUUUAACUGUCACCAUUCAGUAAUAGUUACCGGAUACCGGUUAUUGCCAGUAAAACAUAAAACGACGUCACAAUCUGCGUUUUGAAUUUUCAUAAACCCUAACAAAACCCUCUAACAAGUAACAAAUACACAAAAACCACAAUCAGAACCUCGAUCAGAGAAAGAGUCUGAAAUGAACUACAACCGUUUGAUUUCCGGCGGAGGAAGACUUCUCCGUCGACUAUCCACGGAGGCAACGGUGGCUGAGAUUCCGAAGAGAAAACCAAGUCUUUACCAAAAGCUAGCGGAACUAGAAAAAACCGGCGGAACAGUGUCGCAGACGUUGAAUCGGUAUAUAAUGGAAGGAAAAGCCGUCGGAAAAGGUGAACUCGAGAAAUGCGUCGAGGAGCUUCGAAAGUAUCGUAGAUUUCAGCACGCAUUCGAGAUACUGGAAUGGAUGAUGAUGAGGAAAAUCAAUUUUUCAUGGGAUAAUUAUGCAGUGUAUUUAGAUCUUAUGUCAAAAGUGAAAGGUGUGAUUGAUGCUGAAAAUUACUUCAAUAGUCUUCCAAAUCCUGCUAAGAACAAGUACACGUGGGGUUCUCUACUAAAUUGUUAUUGCAAAGAAUUGAUGCUAGAUAAGGCAUUGUCUCAUUUUGAGAAGAUGGAUGAAUUAGGGUUUGUUACUAGUUUAUCUUUCACCAAUUUGAUGACUUUGUAUAUGAAGUUAGGUCAACCUCUGAAAGUUCAUGAGUUAGUUAAUGAUAUGAAGGUGAGGAAAAUGCGUAUGACUGGAUUUACGUAUAUUGUUUGGAUGAAUAGCUGCGCUGCUUUGAAUGAUCUUGAUGGGGUUGAAAAUGUUUAUAAGGAGAUGAAAAGAGAAAAUGGAGACAAAAUUGAUUGGAAGACUUAUAGUAACCUUGCUGCUAUUUAUGUAAAAGCUGGAGAAUUUGUGAAAGCUGAGUUGAUGCUUAAGAAGAUGGAACAAGUAGUGAGGCCGCAGCAACGCGAAACUUAUCAUUGUUUGUUGAGUCUUUAUGGUGGGACUGGUAAUGUUACAGAGGUUUAUAGAGUGUGGAGCAAGCUCAAGACAGUCUCCCCGGUGACUAAUCGGAGCUAUCUUAUUAUGCUUUCUACCCUUCGAAGGCUUGAAGAUAUGCAGGGUAUAAUAAAAUUGUUUAAGGAGUGGGAAUCUAGGCGUGUUAAUUAUGAUCCAAGGUUGGUUUCUGUUGCAGUAGAAACUUACUUGAGUCAAAACAGGGAUGAAGAAGCUGUGUCGCUCUUUAAGGAGGUUCUCAAGACGUGCAGAGGACCUUUCUUUAGGAUUCGGGAAAUGUUCAUGGUGUCUUUAUUGGAGAAAGGUCAACUGGAUGGUGCUAUGAGCCACUUAGAGGCUGCACUUUCAGAAGUCUCCGGUGAUAAAUACCGCCCUUCACCACAAGUUGUGAGUGCUUUUCUUAUGUAUUAUGAAGACAAAACAGAUCUUGAUGGUGUUGAUGAGUUAAGCAAGAUUCUCAGGAGUCACAAUUUUGAUGAAUCCUGUAUUACAGCUUGCAUUACUGCAUCCGAAUCAUCUCCUGGUAUUCAUCCGGUAUUGAAGGAAGAUUCUUAUACCGAUCAUGUGCCCCGGAACUUGUAACCUGGAAGCGGAUGUUCUCUCUGAAUACCAAUCAUGGAAAAAACAAUAUGUGUUUCUUGUAGGUGCAGUUAAUGUCAAGAAAGUGAUGAUUUGACAAUCAGAAUUGAUUUGGUUUCCUUAAGAUAAGUAAUGGUUUAUCAAAUUCUUUCAGAAUUCAAAUUUCAAUGAAACGUUAUAGACUAGGCAUUUUGUUUGCUACGAUGAUUAUAAGUUGAGUUUAACAGACAUACACUAUCAGUGAAAUUAGUCUUAGACUUAAAUUGAUAGCGCUGCAUGAGCCCGGCCAGUAGGAGGGGGUAAGGUGCGAGCUGGCUACUUAGUUAGGAUUUUCCAUUGAGGAUAGUGUAGGCUGAGUAUGGCAAACUCAUGUCACCAUUAUCUUGUGUUGAGAGUUUUUCUCUCUUUCUCGUUGGAUUUGAAUACAAUACAAUUUCCAUUC